CGACAGGAGAAUGCUAUGCGGCUCUGUGAGGAAUCAGUCACUUGCGAGCCUAUCUGUAUGGACGAAAGUUCACACUGGUGACCGAUCAUGAGCCAUUAUUAGCCUUGAAGAAAUCUAAAGAUUACUCAGGCAUGAUCGGGCGAUGGGCGAUUGUGCUGCAGAGCACGGACUUUGACAUUUGUCAUCGGAUGCACGAGAGGCACGAGAAUGCUGACGGGUUGACACGACUGCACCGACCCGAGAAGGUCUCCAAGAGCGAGGAGGUGAUUCUGUGGAACGAGCCGAAGGAUGAGAACGGACCGCGGUACGGGCAAGUGACGUGGACGUGGACCGACGAGCAUCAGGGGUGGAUUGAGUACCUGGAGUUGCUGAUUAUCCAGGCUUGGAGAACUGACUCGGAUGUAGAAGGCGAUCUUCUCGGUUUUCUCUUCAGAUCAGUACGGCCGGGCCAUCGCCAGCUAAUUGCCCAGGAACUCGUCGUCCCACUCGCGCAACUGGUCGACGACCUCUCUCUCGAUAUCGUUUCGCAAAGUGACGAGAGUCCGGCUCCGCAUGUCCUUACGCGGACAUUGGCACCGUAUCUUCAGUGGACUGCGUGCUUGGAGGAACCAGGGAGUGAAAACGCCCCGCCGUCGCAGCAGGAGUACCUGAAGCCGUACGGAAUCAUCAAUCUUGCCUUCUAUGCGAAACAAGAUACGUCCGAAGAGGCGGUUGAAGGAGAAGAAGAAGCCACCGAAGAAGAGGGCGACUCCGAAGAAGAAACGAUGGAGGAAGGGAGUUAUAGUGAGCACAACGAAGGGGAGCAGAGUGUAGAGGAGGAGGAGGAAGAAGACGACGAAGAGGAGGAAGACGGAUCGGAGUGGGAAGCCUUGCCGGAAGAAGAGGCGCGCACAGGCACAAAGGCGGAAGAUCCCGAGGCGGCACGUAAGAGGGAAGAGAUCGCCGCCGGGAAAAGGCAGUUGGAGUUUGCCAGCGGGGCGAACCUGCGCAUCAACGAUGACCCGACCCGGGAUCCGGAGCCCCCCAAGCCCGAAGAUGGCGACCCUUCGGCCACGACUCCGAGCGCAUCGCGACGGAGACGGAGCCGAUCCUCCUCCCCCUCCACCUCAACCCGUCCCCCAGUUCGUCCACGUACCAAUGUGGGGGAUCGACCGUCGUCCCCGGUCAUUAUCCCGCCAUCCCCUUGAUUACCUCCCCUCCGUCAGAUCUCUACCCCCGUCACCUUCACUCGUAACCCCUUCCCUCCCAAUACCUUCCAUCACUUCUACUCCACCCGCCUCGCCGUCACCGUCCAUCCCCAUCCUUCCCUUCAAUGCGCAACCCCCGUC
This is a messenger RNA of Chara braunii, 1328 nucleotides long. Lineage: Eukaryota; Viridiplantae; Streptophyta; Charophyceae; Charales; Characeae. The record is from the annotation of a GenBank genome assembly.